Messenger RNA from Vitis vinifera (wine grape), 1221 nucleotides. Its product is annotated as probable disease resistance protein At4g27220. The transcript has a single exon. The coding region runs from base 1 to 1221 and encodes 406 amino acids. Gene Ontology annotation, molecular function: protein binding. NCBI's taxonomy places the organism in Eukaryota, Viridiplantae, Streptophyta, Magnoliopsida, Vitales, Vitaceae. The record is from RefSeq and is a predicted model, not a curated record.
AUGGUUGACAACCUCAAAGCCUCAAAUUUGUUACUAGAAACCGGUGACAAUGCAUUUGUGAGAAUGCAUGAUGUUGUUUGUGAUGUUGCCUUAGCAAUUGCAUCCAAGGAUCAUGUGUUUUCAUUGAGAGAAGGUGUUGGAUUGGAAGAAUGGCCAAAGCUGGAUGAACUCCAAAGCUGCAGCAAGAUCUCUUUGGCCUACGAUGAUAUCCGCAAACUUCCUGAAGGAUUGGUAUGUCCAGAGCUUGAACUUUUUGUGUUAUAUCACAUCAGUGAUCCCAUUCUGAAAAUCCCAAAUACAUUUUUUGAAGGGAUGAAAAAGCUCAAAGUUUUAGAUCUCACUAAUAUGCAUUUUACGUCACUCCCUUCAUCACUUUGCUGCCUUGCAAAUCUUCGAACACUCAGUUUAGAUUGGUGCAUAUUGGGAGAUAUAGCUAUAAUUGCAGAGCUAAAGAAAUUAGAAUCUCUUAGCCUUAUAGGUUCUAAUAUUGAACAGUUGCCCAAAGAAAUAGGGCAACUAAUCCAUCUAAGAUUGUUGGAUUUGAGUAAUUGUUCCAAACUUCAAGUAAUUCCACCAAAUAUCAUAUCAAGCUUGUCUCAGUUAGAGUAUUUGUGUAUGGAAAAUAGCUUUACAGGAUGGGAGGUUGAAGGAUCCAAUGAUAAAAAAACAAAUGCUUGCCUUGCUGAGCUUAAAUAUUUGUCUCACUUGGUCACUUUAGAUAUAGAAGUACCAGAUGCCAAGUUACUGCCAAAAGACAUACUCUUUGAGAACUUGAUAAGAUUUAAAAUACUUAUCGGUGAUGUCUGGAGUUGGUGUCAAAAUUGUGAAACCACAGAAACACUGAAGCUCAAUAAGCUCAACACAAGCCUCCAUUCGAUGGAUGGUAUUAGUAAAUUGUUGAAAAGAGUAAAAGAUCUAUACUUACGUGAGCUUAGUGGUGGUAAUCAUGUUCUUUCCGAAUUAGAUAGGGAAGGUUUUCCAGCAUUAAAGCAUUUUCAUGUUGAAAGCAGUCCAGAAAUUCAAUAUAUCAUGCGUUCAGUGGAACAGAUUCCAGGAAAUCCUGUCUUCCCUGCCUUGGAGUCAUUGUAUCUCACGAAGCUGAUUAACUUGCACGAAGUGUGCCAUGGACAACUUCCACCAGGGUCCUUUGGCUACUUAAGAAUUGUAAAAGUUGAUGAUUGUGAUGGGAUUAAGUGUCUCUUUUCAAUAUCUUUGGCUUGA